Messenger RNA from Triticum aestivum (bread wheat), 4542 nucleotides. RefSeq lists its product as uncharacterized. Bases 288 to 4274 code for a protein of 1328 amino acids. Gene Ontology annotation, cellular component: nucleus. Gene Ontology annotation, molecular function: protein binding; histone methyltransferase activity; double-stranded DNA binding. The record is from RefSeq and is a predicted model, not a curated record. The transcript has 2 exons. Lineage: Eukaryota; Viridiplantae; Streptophyta; Magnoliopsida; Poales; Poaceae.
GUGCAGUCCACCUCAGGCUCGAGUCAAAGUCCAGCUCCGACCUUGCUAACCCGGUCACCCGAGCCCGACACCUGUCAAACCAACCAGUGUGUGCGAGCCGGCGAAGAGAGCGUUUCUCAUCAAAACCCGAGCGCAGAGACCCGCACCAGUCCGGCAUUCCCUUCCCAUCCCCAAAUUUCCCCGGCGCGCCUCCGAGUCCGACCUCGCCGGCGUCCCCGCCGCCUCCGCCGCCGGUCGCCGUCCGCCAGGCGCGUCGAUCGACCGGCGGGACUGACCGCCGCGACGAGAUGUUCCACGCCGCGCGGCCGCCGAAGCCGACGGCCGUGUACGCGGAGCGCUGCUUUCCACAGUUCUGCGGCGGAAGAGUGGCCGCGCUUCCUCGACCUUCGCCGCAUCCACUUCCUCCUCCUCCUCCUCUCGCCGCGGGCGGUUCCGUCGUGCGGGUGCGCGGCGAGGCGGAGGUGGCCCGUGGGCGACGCGAAGGGGGCGGUGACGGAGCGGAGCGCGAGGAGGUGGCGGUGGCGGUUGCGGUUGCGGCGGGAGGGGAUGAUGUCGCGGUAUUCGGCGGUUUUGUCGGGGACAGCGCGGCGGGGGUUUCUGGCCUGGUGGCUCUGGAGGAGAGGGGAUGCGGAGGCGGUGAACUACAGAGGAAAAGGGGUUCGGAGUUCCCCGCGCGUCCGCCGCCCAAGCGGAGGGCCGUGUCCGCCGUGCGACACUUUCCACCUGGCUGCGGGAGGGACGCGCCGCCUCUGAUCGUGGGCGGCGACGACGACGGUUUGCGGGUUGGAACUGCACCUUCCCGUGGUGCUCGUCCCGCGGGCAGCAGUGCCAGAGAGGAGGGUGGCUUGCCGCUGCAAACUGCGCCUGCCAAUGCUGAUGUGCCUGUGCCGGAGAAGGUGACGGCUUCUGAUAGUUGCGCUCCAGUGUCAGAUGGGGAUCAUCGUGGUCCAGAGGCCGCGGAGGUGAAAUCUUCGGAUGGCACAGAAAUAGGUGCUGAUUUGGUGGUGAAAGACAGGGGAAGGACACGGCCAAUCUCGCGAUUGCUAGCGAAGCGGAGGAUGAUAUCUGCCAACCGCCGCUUCCCUCCAGGCUGCGGGAGGGACGUGGUGGUGCUUCCACUUGCUAGCAGAGGAGGUGAUGAGGUCGGUUUGCAGUUUGAUGCCCUGCCUCCUGGUGGUGGUUUGGGUGCAAUGGAGGACGGCCGGUGUUCCAAUGUGUGUGCCACUGCCAUGGGCACUACAGAAGCGGUCAGCGAGAAUGCUUUGGAUGCAACACUAAAUGUACAGGAACUGGAGGAGGGUGAGAUUCCUCCGGAGCCUGAUCAUGUCCUCCAAGAGCUUCCAGUUACUCACAGCAAUAUCAUGAUUGAGCUUACGGCUGAUGGACUUGAUGAAAAGAUCUCAGUGAACAUGCUGCAACGCAAGGGGGAGAGUGUAUCAUGGGAAGUUGCUGAAGAUCUCAAGGUGAUGAACAAAUGCGAAGGCAGUUCACCCAAGGCUGCCAGUAAACCUUUUGCUGAAGAUCUUGGGGAUACUACAGAAGCAGUCGGCAAGAAUGCUUCGGAUGUAAUAGUAGAGGUACAGGAAUUGGAGGAAGGUGAGAUUCGUACGGAGCCUGGCCAUGUCCUCCAAGAGAACCCGGUUACUCACAACAAUAGCCUACAUGAGCUUACAGCUGGUACCCUUGAGUGUGUUGUGCCGUCAAUGGUUCAUGCGGAACCUUCUGUGAGGCAUUUUUCUACUGAGAAGAUCCCUGUGAACAUGCUGGAGCACAAGGGGGAGAGUGUAUCAUGGGAAGUUGCUGAAGAUCUCAAGGUGAUGAACAAAUGCGAAGGCAAUUCACCCAAGUCUGCAUGUAAAACUCCUCCUGAAGAUCCCCUGAAAGAAUAUCUUGAGGAUAAGAAAGUGUCUGAAAGUUGUAGCAUGAAAAGUGCACCUCUUGAUGUGGAAGCAGGGGUACAUGGCGACGGUAUCAUGAGACGUAUGGUAGCAUUCACAGCUAGAAAACCUUCUCCUGAAGAAGGCAAUUCACCCAAGGCUGCUAGUAAACCUUCUCCUGAAGAUCCUCUGAAAGAAUAUCUUGGGGAUAAGAAAGUGUCUGAAAGUUGUAGCCUGAAAAGGGCAUCUCUUGAUGUGGCAGCAGGGGUACAUGGCGACGGUAUCAUGAGACGUACGGUAUCAUUCACAGCUAGAAAAACAUUUCGGUUACCUGUUGAAGCAAAUCAUAAGUCCGCACUGGUAAAUCUGGAUAGACCGUGUUCUAUGGGCAAGGAGAAGGAGUCCGUUGUCACUAUGAGCGAAUCCUUUGCUCCCAGGAAGAAGUUAAAGAUAAAAGGUCCAGCUCAAAGUAAAUAUCUUGCCAAGGAAAAAUUGAAGCAUGAAGAGGCUUCCCACUUGGAAGAUGAUGAAGUUUUGAAUGCAAUACCUGUUGAAGCAAAUCAUAAGUCCGCGCUGGUUAAUCUGGAUAGACCAUGUUCUAUGGGCAAGGAGAAGGAGUCUGUUGUCACUAUGAGCGAAUCCUUUGCUCCCAGGAAGAAGUUAAAGAUAAAAGGUUCAGCUCAAAGUAAAUAUCUUCCCAUGAAUACCAUUUCUAGCAAGGAAAAAUUGAAGCAUGAAGAGGCUUCCCACUUGGAAGAUGAUGAAGUUUUGAAUGCAAUAGCUGUUCAUGAAGGAAAGCUUGAGAUGUACCUCAAUGAUCCCUCAUGGCGUCACAUGCAACAUGGUGGUCAGACCGCUGAUGCUCGGAGCAAAGUCAGGAUGAUUUGCAGAAGGUUUCAGUUUAUAUGCAGGACUCUCGUUCAAGCUGUGGAACAAGGUUCGCUGAAGAGCCGUAGAGUUGAUCUUGCCGCUGAUAAACUAAUCAGAAAAUUACCAGGCUUUACCAAACAGGGGCCUAUUGUAGGUAAAGUUCCUGGUGUUGAAAUUGGUGAUGAAUUUUUAUACAGAGUAGAGUUGGCCAUUGUUGGUCUUCACCGCCCGUACCAAGGAGGCAUUGACACCACAAAGGAUAUUAAUGGUAUGCUUAUUGCCAUAAGCAUUGUUGCGUCUGGAGGUUACCCUGACGACUUGUCGAGCUCAGGUGAAAUAAUAUACACUGGCUCUGGAGGAAAGCCUGCUGGCAAAAAGGAGAAUGAGGAUCAAAAGCUUGUGCGCGGGAACCUUGCCCUGAAGAAUUGUAUCAAAACAAAGACGCCUGUCCGAGUAAUUCAUGGUUUUAAAGGUCCAAAUAGAGAGGAAGGUAGUCAUUCAAAGGCCAAAGAAGUCUCAAUAUUUACUUAUGAUGGGCUCUAUCAUGUGGUGCAGUGCUGGCAAGAAGGUCUAGCAGGUUCAAGGGUCUUCAAAUACAGGUUGCAAAGGAUUUCUGGACAACCAGAGUUACCUCUGCAUGUUGCUAAAGUGUUGAGAAAGUCUGUAGCGCGUCCUGGCCUGUGCAUAGCAGAUAUAUCGCAAGGGAAGGAGAAGAUCCCCAUAUGUGUGGUCAAUAAUAUUGAUGCUGCACGUCCAGCAUCAUUUAAAUACAUUACUAGAAUAAAAGGCUCAUCCUUAACUGCAAAAAGAAGUCAUCAGGGUUGUGACUGCACCAAUGGCUGCUCAGAUUCUGCUAGCUGUGCUUGUGUUUUGAAGAAUGGAGGAGAAUUCCCAUUUAACUUCAAUGGUGCAGUUGUCCAUGCAAAGCCCCUCAUAUAUGAGUGUGGUCCAUCCUGUAGGUGCCCUCCUUCAUGCCAUAGCAGGGUCAGCCAGCAUGGUAUGAAAAUACCACUGGAAGUAUUCAGAACAACCAAGACAGGUUGGGGCGUAAGAUCCCUAAGGUCCAUCUCUGCUGGCAGCUUUAUAUGUGAGUAUGUUGGCGAGCUGUUGCAUAGCGACGAAGCUAACCAGAGAAUGAAUGACGAAUACUUGUUCGACAUAGGACAUAACUAUGAUAUCUGGAAAGGGAUGCCAUCAGUUGUUCCAGGUCUGAAUUCUUCUGGCCCUCGCUCUGUGACCAUGGACGAUGAUAGGGCCUUCACAAUAGAUGCAGCUGAGUAUGGUAAUAUUGGAAGAUUCAUCAACCAUAGCUGUUCACCAAACCUCUACGCACAGAAUAUUCUUUGGGACCAUGACGACAAAAGAGUGCCGCAUAUCAUGUUCUUUGCUGCUGAGAAUAUUUCACCACUUCAGGAGCUGACUUAUGACUAUAAUUACGAAAUAGAUCAUGUUCGUGACAUGAAUGGCGAAGUAAAAGUCAAAUACUGCCAUUGUGGUUCUCCACAGUGCCGCGACAGGCUUUAUUAAAGCGUAGAAGGCUUUUUCUUUUUCUUUUUACAUCGGCAUGGAAGGCUGUUUUUUUUUUACAGGCAUGGAAGGCUGUUAAUACUAGGGCGGUUUCUUUCCAAGAAAAUCCUUUGGAUGUGUUGCCUCCUCUUUCAACCUUGCCAUUGGCAUCCUAGUAAAUAAUAGGAGUAUGUAGAUAGUGUGAAGUGUUCAUAUGGGCAAACACUAAAGAGGUUGUGAUUCUGUUAUUCUGUUGUCCACCUAGUACAGAACCUCAUGAUUCAUACAA